Messenger RNA from Miscanthus lutarioriparius, 363 nucleotides. The record is from the annotation of a GenBank genome assembly. NCBI's taxonomy places the organism in Eukaryota, Viridiplantae, Streptophyta, Magnoliopsida, Poales, Poaceae.
AUGGGCGCGCAGGAGAGUGUGCGCGACGCAGGAAGAUCUGGCUGCCGAGGAGAGUUGUUGCAGUGUCGCCGUGGUUCGGUCGAGGGGCUUGGCGGGGUAGAAGGACUCGGUCGAGCCGAGGGCGAGAGCUUUUCUGUGUCGUCGCAUCCCAGCCGGCACCCUCGGCUCAGCGAAUCCGUCGUGCAGGGCGCGGUCGUGGUCGUGGCGAGGUCGUCGCGUGCUUCUCGGAUCAGAUCGGCCUCAUCCGUAGUCGUUGCGUCCCCAAGACUCCGUGCCGGGCAUGGUUCCUCAUGGACAGAGGCGCAGCAGAGGAGCACGGAAGGGAAUCCUCCACGACACGACGGGCUGGGAGCGGGACACUGA